AUGGGUAGAAAGCGCGGCUUCGCGGAAGCGCCGGCGGAUUCCAAGAUGGCGGCUGGGUGCUGUGGAGUGAAGAAGCAGAAGCUGUCGAGCUGCUCGUCCGCCGCUGCCGCGUCGACGUCGUCGUCCUCGGCCGCCGUCGCUGCCGCCGCCUCCUCCUCGUCGUCCUCCUCCUCCUCCUCCAACAACACCACCACCACCACCAGCAGCGAGAACCACUGCAAGGAGGCGGGCCGGGCCAACGGUUUCGGCGGCGGGUGCCCCGGCGGCAGGAGCAUGGUGGUCAACUCGGAGAUGUGUUGCUUCUGCUUCGACGUCCUGUACUGCCAUCUGUACGGAUAUCAGCCGCCCCGGAGCCCGCGGUUCACCAACGACCCGUACCCAUUAUUUGUGACGUGGAAGAUUGGCCGUGAUAAGCGGUUGCGGGGAUGCAUAGGUACUUUUUCUGCCAUGAACCUGCAUUCAGGACUCAGGGAGUACACUCUUACCAGUGCCCUUAAAGAUAGCCGCUUUCCUCCAAUGACGAGGGAAGAGCUACCGCGGCUUUUCUGCUCCGUGUCACUUCUCACCAACUUUGAAGAUGUUGGAGAUUAUUUGGAGUGGGAGGUGGGUGUACAUGGCAUUAGAAUAGAAUUCAUCAAUGAAAAAGGAUCAAAGCGCACCGCCACGUACCUGCCGGAGGUUGCGAAGGAGCAAGGCUGGGACCACAUUCAGACCAUAGAUUCCUUAUUACGAAAGGGAGGUUACAAAGCUCCCAUUAGUAGUGACUUCAGGAAGACCAUUAAACUGACCAGGUACCGUAGCGAAAAGAUGACGUUGAGUUACUCCGAGUAUCUAGCUCACCGGCAGCACCAUCACUACCAGAAUGGCAUUGCUCACCCUGUGCCACCGUACAACCAUUAUUCCUGACAAUGACUUGCGUGACCAGUCACUUGAUCUCUCCGUGGACCUCUUCCCAGGGGACCAGUCCCCUUCCUGGUCUAGUUAUCUCUAUUACUGUACCAUUUUAUGAUGAUAGUUUCCGUUGCCGUGUCGACGGAUGGCUGUUGGCCUGACGUCGGCGUGGCAACGGUAUGCCAUGCCUCAUCAACCGUAAACACUUAUUUUUCUCCUUUCCGUUUUGUUUUUCUCGGCGUCUCUUCCCACCCCCCACCCCACCCCUUUUAUUUUCUCUCACCAGAAAAAAAAUAUUUUCUGUUGAAAUUAUCUCACGAUUUUUGUUUCGCUUUCUCGAGGAUUCUCAUUCUGUGGAUGAAGGGAAGGAGAGUUCAGGUAUAGCUAGGCUAGUCCUUAGGUCUGUCUGAGAUCUUAUGUUACAAACAGCUUGAGAUGCAGUACCCAAAUUCAGAUAGUAUUUUUACGUUAUUCUUAGGCUGUCGUUGGAUCUACAUUUCAUUCACGGCUGGAAGAACUUUUUUUAUAUUAAAAAAAAAGUCUUCAGUUCCAACUACAAAGAGCUCCAACUACAAAGUUCCAACUACAAAUUUCCAGGUGCUGUUCAACGUUACAGAUCACUGCAGUGUUGCUGCUUUUCUGACUUGUGUUUUCACAAAUACCCGUUUCAGGUAUGAAGAAAAUCGCAAGUCUUUCUUUCAAAGACUUAGCCGCAGGUGUAAG
Molecule: messenger RNA, 1614 nt
Organism: Callorhinchus milii (elephant shark)
Lineage: Eukaryota; Metazoa; Chordata; Chondrichthyes; Chimaeriformes; Callorhinchidae
Gene: ammecr1
Product: AMMECR nuclear protein 1
Exons: 6
Coding region: 1-906 (301 amino acids)
Source: RefSeq, a predicted model, not a curated record